AUUUGGGGUUUACUUAUGCUACAUCUAGGGAAUUUUAUUGUAAGACAGUUUUAAUAGAGACAACUUACUUUCAACAGUUGAUAUCAUCAAUGCUUUGUCCGGUUAUAGAUUAUAUUGGUCUUUCGUUUCCGGUAAACCAUGCCGUUCCAAAGGUUUGUAGAAUCUGGUCGCGUCGCUUAUGUGAGCGAUGGCCCGUACAAGGGUAAACUUGUUGCUAUUGUAGACAUUAUCGAUCAAAAUCGGGUUUUGGUUGAUGGUCCUGCUUCAAAUGUCCCACGUUGUGAGAUGAGGUUAAAUGAGCUCCACCUAACUAAAUUCCGUAUACGUUUCCCAUAUACUGGAUCCACCCGUGUUGUACGUAAGGCAUGGGAAGCUGCAAAUAUUAAUGACCUUUGGAAACAGACUAUGUGGGCAAGAAAAGUUGAAGCUAAGAAGAAACGUUUGGAACUUAGUGAUUUUGACCGCUUUAAGCUAAGAAAAGCAAGACAGAUCAGAAAUAAAAUAAGAACCGUUGCGUUUUACAGAUUGAAAAAGAAGGUUAAGAAAGUAAAGGCUACUGGUGCCAGUAAAAAAGUGGAGAAAAAAUGAUUUUUUAUUAUAUGAAAUAAAUACAAAAUUGUCUUAUCAUAA
Messenger RNA from Bombus terrestris (buff-tailed bumblebee), 630 nucleotides. RefSeq names its product 60S ribosomal protein L14 (gene RpL14). The transcript has 4 exons. The record is from RefSeq and is a predicted model, not a curated record. Lineage: Eukaryota; Metazoa; Arthropoda; Insecta; Hymenoptera; Apidae. Gene Ontology annotation, molecular function: RNA binding; structural constituent of ribosome. Gene Ontology annotation, biological process: ribosomal large subunit biogenesis; translation. Bases 139 to 588 code for a protein of 149 amino acids. Gene Ontology annotation, cellular component: ribosome; cytosolic large ribosomal subunit.